This is a messenger RNA of Helianthus annuus (common sunflower), 1609 nucleotides long. Its product is annotated as cytochrome P450 Tp4149. The transcript is spliced from 2 exons. Gene Ontology annotation, molecular function: heme binding; oxidoreductase activity, acting on paired donors, with incorporation or reduction of molecular oxygen; iron ion binding. The record is from RefSeq and is a predicted model, not a curated record. The coding region runs from base 31 to 1518 and encodes 495 amino acids. Lineage: Eukaryota; Viridiplantae; Streptophyta; Magnoliopsida; Asterales; Asteraceae.
GUCAAUCUUAUCUUGUGGCCAAAAAAGGCAAUGUUUUCUUUGUUACAAACCUACUUCCUUUUUCCAUUCAUCUUAAUAACUUUUAUCAGUUUCAAAUGGAUUUCAUUCCGAUUAAAGAUCAAGAAAAAGUUACCACCAUCUCCACCGAAGCUACCGAUCAUCGGAAACCUCCACCAACUAGGGUCGAGCCCUCACCGCUCCCUUCGGGCCUUGUCCCAAAAACAUGGUUCACUUAUGUUGAUGCAAUUUGGCAGUGUACCCACACUUGUAGCGUCUUCCGCUGAAUCAGCCAAAGAGAUCAUGAAAACACAUGAUUUAAAGUUUGCUAAUCGACCAAAGUUAAUAAUUCCCGACAUGCUUAUCUAUGGCUCAAGCGACAUAACAUUUUCUCCGUAUGGAGAGUUUUGGAGGCAGGUGAAGAGUAUUGCAGUAGUCCACCUUCUAAAUACUUCACGAGUCCACUCAUUCCGCCAUGUGAGGGAAAAAGAGAUAGGUCUUAUGAUUGAAAGCAUUGAGAAAAGUAAUGGUUCUAUAAUUGACUUAAGUGAGUUAGUAUUUUGGCUUGUUAAUAACAUAGUUUGUAAGGUCUCCCUAGGGAGGUCAUACCAAGGGUUAAAAUUCACAGAUUUGUUGGCGCAGUUUGUGCAUGUGCUCGGCGCUUUAUGCAUUGGGAAUUAUAUUCCAUGGUUGUCUUGGAUUGACCGAUUGAGUGGUCUAGAAGACAAAGCGCGUAAAGUUGCUAAAGAAUUUGAUGAAUUUCUUGAAGGUGUUGUUAGAGAACAUUUAGAUAAAAGAAGUAAAGGGGAUGCUCAUACUGAUCAAGACUUGGUUGACGUAUUAUUGGAUAUACAAAGAGAUAAUGCAAUUGGCUUUGAUCUUCAAAGGGAUACAAUUAAAGCUAUCAUUUUGGAUGUAUUUGCUGCUGGAACCGAUACUACAUAUGGAAGUUUAGUGUGGUCAAUUAGCGAGCUCAUAAGACACCCAAGAGUAAUGAAAAAGCUACAACAAGAGGUAACCGAAGUAGCUCAAGGAAGAACUAUGAUUUAUGAAACAGAUUUGGAGAAAAUGGAGUAUCUUAAAGCCACCAUCAAAGAAACAUUGCGCUUGUAUCCUCCAAUCCCACUACUAAUUCCGAGAGAAUCAAUGCAAGAUGUGAACGUAAUGGGGUAUGACAUUCCAGCAGGCACACAAACGAUUGUCAAUGCUUGGGCUAUAGGAAGAGAUCCAAGCCUUUGGGAAGAACCCGAUGAAUUUAGGCCAGAGAGGUUCUUGAAUAGCUCUAUUGAUUAUAAAGGGCUUCACUUUGAGCUACUUCCAUUUGGUGCUGGACGAAGAGGUUGCCCUGGUGUUCAGUUUGCUAUAGUUAUGUACGAACUUGCUUUGGCAAAUGUCAUAUACAAAUUCGAUCUCUCGUUGCCGGAUGGAGUCAAAGACAAAGAUUUGGACAUGAGUGAGACAAAUAGCAUCACAUUGCAUAAAAGGUCUCCUUUACUAGUCAAGGCAACUCCUCGUUUCUAGUUGUUGUUUCUCAGUUUAUCAUCUUGCAAUGUUUAUAAUGAUAUGAUUUUCAUGAUAAUGAAUCAUUUAUUAAGCAUCACAUUACAUAAAA